Messenger RNA from Harmonia axyridis, 1907 nucleotides. Its product is annotated as protein croquemort-like. Gene Ontology annotation, molecular function: scavenger receptor activity. Lineage: Eukaryota; Metazoa; Arthropoda; Insecta; Coleoptera; Coccinellidae. Gene Ontology annotation, cellular component: membrane; cytoplasm. Bases 276 to 1742 code for a protein of 488 amino acids. The transcript is spliced from 8 exons. The record is from RefSeq and is a predicted model, not a curated record.
CUCUCCGUGCCUGCGCAAACAUCGAAUUCCGACCGACUAUACACGUUCAGGUUCACGUUCCAUUGACAAUAAUAAUUAAACUAGGGUUUUGUGCGAUGUGUUGAUAUUGGUUGAACCUAGGUGGUGUGAUGUUUAUUUCAUUUGAUUUUGUAAGAACGAUAUUUUGGAUUUUGGAAAUGGAGAAAUCUUGCGACGAGCAAUGGUAAUCAUGGUAAAUGAUGGAAAUAAUAUUCGAUUAUCAUAGAUAGACAAGCUUCAAUUCUAUUAUUUUUAGAAUGUACCACAAAAAUUGCAUUACGGUAAUCAGCCUCAUCUUAGUUGUCUUGGGAGCAGUUUUGAUCGGCUUGAAGAGCACCUUCUACAAUUAUGGCAUGCGCACUCUUCUCACAUUCGAACCUGGAAGUCAGUUAUUCAACGCCUGGACAAGAAGCCCACCAGGUGUCAACUACGACGUAUACGUUUUCAACUGGACCAAUCCGGAAGAUUUCAAGAAUCAUUCGACCAAACCCAUACUGAAAGAAAUUGGACCGUUCAGGUUUAGUCAAGUAAUCGAAAAAGUUAAUGCCACCAUGUACGAUAAUGAAACAAUGUCGUACUAUAGAAGACGGAGCUUUUAUUUCAACAAAGAAGAAUCGGUUCACGAUUUGGAUUUCAAUCUUACAAUACCCAAUCCUAUAGCAAUGGCAUUGGCUCACAAGGCAAGAGAUUGGAGUUACUGGUCCAAGAAGGGAGUAUCUAUAGCUUUGAGCUCUCUAAUAGAUGACGAUCUUCAUGUAACUAAGACUGCUGGAGAACUACUAUUCACAGGAUACGAAGAUCCUAUUCUGAGCACUGCAGACAAAUUCUCAUUUUUAUCGGAUGGGCCAACCAUGAAAAAAUUCGCUUUCUUUUAUGGGAAAAAUGGUUCAGCUUCCUUCGACGGUAUUUUCAAUGUGGGUAAAGGUGGAGAUCAUCCAUUGGGACAAAUCUACGAAUGGAAUUACCAAAACGACACAGACCACUAUGAAGAGAGCUGCAGCAAAUUUGAAGGAUCAGCCGGCGACUUCUUCCCACGAUUCUAUACUGAAAAAACCUUGAAACUUUUUCAUUCCGACUUAUGUCGUACUCUUGUAGCUGAUUAUGAAGGAAAUGCCACCGUCCAUGGAAUUGAAGGCUUGAAAUAUGUGUUGGGCGACCACUUCUUGGAUAAUGGAACUCUGAUACCUGGAAAUGAAUGCACCUGUGGUGAUCAUUGCCUUCCAUACGGCGCAGUUUAUGCCACUGCUUGUAAGGGAAACUCCCCAAACUACCUAUCUCUUCCACAUUUCUACAAAGCAGAUCCAUAUUUUGCCGAUAAACUAAUUGGCAUGAAACCCGAUCCUGAAAGACACGAUUUUCAUAUCAUUUAUGAGCCUACAACUGGUCUUCCUCUUGAACUGCUACCUAGGCUACAAAUAAACGUUCUCAUGCAACCAAUAUCAUAUAUAGGUAUGUAUGAAGACAUACCAACCACCCUCUUCCCACUUAUUUGGUUCGAGCAAACCCUCGGAAUGCCUUCCAGCAGUGCCUUCCUAGUGAAAAUGAUACUUAAUCUUAAUGACAUUUGUUUGAUUGUUGGAAUUUUACUCAUAAUUUUGGGUAUCCUUAUAUUUUUGUUCCUUGUAUAUAAAAUACGUAACACGGAUUUUUGUCCGGCCGAACAUCACAAAAACUAUCUACCAAAAGAACUUGUACCUCUCAAGGAAAAAGAAACCCCAACGUAAUCCUUUAGUCAACUUAGUUACCGCGUGAACUGUGAAUAUUUCUAGGUCAUUGAAAUUUCUAUGUUACAUAGUUGUAUAUUUUCAUAUAAUCUUAAACUGUACAGUUUUUUACAGUAUUCUUGCUUUGUAAGUCUGAAUUUUAUUUUUAGUAAAUUAUUAUUUAAU